Messenger RNA from Mesorhabditis spiculigera, 1461 nucleotides. The record is from the annotation of a GenBank genome assembly. Lineage: Eukaryota; Metazoa; Nematoda; Chromadorea; Rhabditida; Rhabditidae.
AUGAAUGGCGGUUGCGACUCGUGCGAGGCUCGAACCCAGAAUUUGCCUUGCAUGGCCAAGCCGAUGAUGUCGUGCGUUUGCGAUGCGGGCUACGCGAAGGCCACCUCUUCAGGUCCCUGCGUUCCUGUGAGCCAGUGCCCGAGGACCCGAAAACUCUUCGCUGCGGGUUGCGCCAUGGAGGAGGAGUUCAAGCUGAAUGCUGGCUGCGACAGCUGCGCCAAUCGACAACCCGGAGCGAAUAAUACGGCCUGCGCCACGGCUCCGCAAUACUCCUGCGUAUGUGCUAGCGGAUACGGGCGGAACCCGGCCGGGAAAUGCGUCAAAUUGGCCCAGUGCCCCAAGGCCGCCAACCAGUGCGACGCGAACGCGACUUACAAGCAGAACGUUGGCUGCGACUCGUGUUUGGCUCGGACGCAGUUGUUGCCUUGCGCUACCGCGCUGCAGACGUCAUGUCAAUGGAUCUCCUACCUCUCGAUCACGGCCACCACCGACGCUUUCUUCUGCGGCCGGGUGCAGUCCGAGGCGGACUCGUGCAAAAUUGGCUACUACUCGAACCAGAUCUUUCAGUUUGUCGGCAUGGCCACCGGCGUCGUGGGGCUCUACGUGACCGACAAGUACGGCAUCAAGUUGUCGAACGGUAUCUUCCUCGCCCUCGGCACCAUCGUGUUCAUGUUGUCAGUUUGCAUCCGGCGAGGAUGCCCACCGACCCCACCCUCGCCCUCCAGCGCGCACCACAACGCCUUUUCAUUGCGCCAGGGGCUGGCCAACAUCUUCAAGACGCCAUCUUACGUGAUACUUCUCGUCCCAUUCGGCCUCGCCUUUGCCAUCAACUGGUCGGUGUUCAUCGUCACCGACGCGAUCCUCGACUCGUUGGACUAUGGGGAGGUGAUCCGAAUCUGCUACGCCGGCAUCGUGGUCACCUCAAUUGCCCUGGACGUGCUUCUACACCACAAAUCCGACAACUCGCCAUGGAUGAAGGCGCUCAUGAUCUUGCUCUUCAUCAGCCUGGGCGCGUUUUGCAUCCCGAUCUUCCCCAUUGGUAUCGAGCUGGGCGUCGAGAUGACGUUCCCGGUGCCCGAGGCGACGUCGAGCGGCGUUUUGGUGAUUUUUGGAAAUGCCCUAAUGUUUGCUGUAUCGUUUGGGAUGGACCUGUUGGCAGAGAAUGUGAAGGGCUACUUUAUGCAUUAUCCAUUCACCAACAAUUAUUGGCUUGCCCUUGACUUUUGGUGCGUCCUCAGCGUGAUCGGCCUCCUCAUUGUCGUCUUCGCGCUGAACCCAAAGUAUAAACGGCUGGAGUUUGAGCAGACGGCGAUCGCCGACAGCUGCGCCGAGAGCCACACCGACAGGAAGGGGAGUGGCAGUCAGGCGACGGAAGUGACGAAUUUCUCGCAGAACGCCAACGAUACGAGCACGAAAAAAGAGCGGAAAACGUCAGAGAACCAGGCUACGAUCUACCGGCUC